Molecule: messenger RNA, 2085 nt
Organism: Closterium sp. Naga37s-1
Lineage: Eukaryota; Viridiplantae; Streptophyta; Zygnematophyceae; Desmidiales; Closteriaceae
Source: the annotation of a GenBank genome assembly
AUGCCAGUCGCCAGAGGCCGGCCUGAUUCUUCGCCACUUCGCGGACUUGAAUGUCGCGCGCGCACCAAGAGCUUCGAUAGAGAUAGCACUGCUGCUGCUGCUGCUGCUGCCACAUCCGCGGGGGCGACUGCGGUGCUCGAGCAGGAGGUGCUUUUUGAGACGUCCCAAAAGGUGCUCCAGCAGCAAGACGUGCCGCGGCAGCAGCAGCAGGAGGAGGGGCGGGCGUGCGGGGUGGGCAUCCUGCCGUUCCUAGAGGGAAAGCACGUGCUCAUCACGGGCGCGACGGGCUUCAUUGGGAAAGGUGCGGCUUCUGGUGGUCACGGUGUGGUCACGGGCUUCAUUGGGGUGCUUGCUCGUGUGUUGGUGGAGAAGAUACUCCGCGAGCAGCCGCGCGUGGGGCAGCUGUAUCUUCUCAUCCAACCCACAGCCCGCGCCACCGCAGCGCAUCGCCUCACGCAACAGGUCGUCCCGUCGCCCGUGUUCUCGCUGCUGCGCGAGCGGCAUGGGGAGGGGUACGGGGCGUUCAUGGCGGGCAAGCUGACGGCCGUGCAGGGCAACGUGGGGGAGGACGGGCUGGGACUGCCUGCCCACGCCGCUGCUGCUCUGCAUGACUCGGUCGAUCUGAUCUUCAACUUCGCCGCCACCGUUGACUUUGAAGCCGAGUAUGACGUGGCACUCAAUAUCAACACCAUGGGCCCGCGGCGGGUGCUAGCCUUCGCCAAGAAGUGCCGGAGGCUUCAAUUGCUGGUGCACGUGUCCACUGCCUAUGUGAACGGGCAGCGCGAGGGGAGAUGCAUGGAGCGCCCCUUCUCUCCGGGCGACAGCAUUGCUGCUGAGAUGCUCGCCUGCUCUCCCACCCCCUCCGCCACCACUGCUGUCGCUGCUGCUGCUGCUGCUGUUGCUGCUGCUGUUGCUGCUACUUCCCCUGCUGCUGCUGCUGCUGCUUCUUCUGCUGCAGCUGCUGAUUUUGCUGCUGCUGCUGCUGCUGCUGCUGCUGCUACGGCUGCCACCACUGCUGCUGCCGCUGCUGCCACGUCCCCUGCGGCGACCUCGCAAGUCCCUGUGCUGGACCUGGAUGAGGAGGUCGCACUGGCGGUGAGGGAGCGAGCGGCGGUGGAGGCAGGGGCCAAGGCGAGAGGGGCGAGUGCAGAGGAAGUGGCAGCGGCGGUGGAGGCGCACAUGUCCGCCCUGGGUGCCGACAGGGCGCGUACCUUUGGGUGGCAGGACGCGUACGCGCUGUGCAAGGCAAUGGGGGAGAUGGCGCUGGUGGAGCAGCAGGAGGGGGCGGAAGGGGAGGGGGAGGUGGGGGGGAAGGCUGGGGGAGAAGCGCGUGUGCCGGUGGUGGUGGUGCGGCCCAGCAUAGUGGAGAGUGCACUACACGAGCCCAUGCCUGGAUGGAUCGAAGGCUUUCGGGUGGCGGAUCCAGUGCUGAUGGCGUUUGCCAAGGGGGAGAUACCGGGCUUCCACGCUCCGCCACACGGCAUCUGCGACAUUAUUCCAGUGGACCUACUAGCCAACGCUAUCCUUGCCAUUGCUGCCAGCAAUGCAAAGCCACCACGGAAUGCCAUUCGACCCACUUCCAAGCACCAUCUGCCCCGUGUCUACCAUGUGACGUCUUCGGUUGCUAACCCGCUGUGCUUCAACGAACUGUUUGCUGCCACCACCAAGCAUUUUGCUGCCAAUCCCAUGAAGCGGAAGGAUGGGACUGCAAUCUCUGUGUCCCAUAUGAUAGCCUUUCCAUGGCCUGUGCUCUUCAUGGCUGCUAUUUGGUUUCAGUAUGAACUGCCCAGGCUUUUGGUGACACUUGACCCUAGAAAUGGACCAGCACAGAAGCAGCGACAGGCUGCAAAACUGACCAAGAGGCACAAUCAAUACAGGCGCUUAGCUAAGCUGUACAUGCCUUACUGCUUCGGGAAGGCACUGUUUGACUCCAGCAACAUGGAACACCUGUUCUCUGCAAUGUCACCUGAAGAGCAGCACAAGUUCAAUUUCAACGUUCGUAACAUCAACUGGAACCACUACCUGUGCCAUGUUCACUUCCCUGGCUUGCGCAAGUUCGUUCUGAAGGAAAAGGCCCUUAAAUAA